CCGCGGCCGGCGCCAGCCCGCUCGCCCGCCGGCAGAGAACGCGCGGCCUCGGGGGUCUCCGCCCCAGCCCUGCCCGGAGCCAUGAACCCCAACUGCGCCCGGUGCGGCAAGAUCGUGUACCCCACGGAGAAGGUGAACUGCCUGGAUAAGUUCUGGCAUAAAGCAUGCUUCCACUGUGAGACCUGCAAGAUGACACUCAACAUGAAGAACUACAAGGGCUACGAGAAGAAGCCCUACUGCAACGCACACUACCCCAAGCAGUCCUUCACCAUGGUGGCUGACACCCCGGAAAACCUCCGCCUCAAGCAACAGAGCGAGCUCCAGAGUCAGGUGCGCUACAAGGAGGAGUUUGAGAAGAACAAGGGCAAAGGCUUCAGCGUGGUGGCAGACACACCCGAGCUCCAGAGAAUCAAGAAAACCCAGGACCAGAUCAGUAACAUAAAAUACCACGAGGAGUUUGAGAAGAGCCGCAUGGGCCCCAGCAGCGGGGAGGGCUUGGAGCCUGAGCGCCGAGAUUCCCCGGACAGCAGCAGCUACCGGCGGCCCCAGGAGCAGCAGCAACCUCACCACAUCCCAACCAGUGCCCCAGUUUAUCAGCAGCCCCAGCAGCAGCCGGUGGCCCAGUCCUACGGUGGUUAUAAGGAACCUGCAGCCCCGGUCUCCAUGCAGCGCAGCGCCCCAGGCGGGGGCGGGAAGCGGUACCGCGCCGUGUACGACUACAGCGCGGCCGACGAGGACGAGGUCUCCUUCCAGGACGGGGACACCAUCGUCAACGUGCAGCAGAUCGACGACGGCUGGAUGUACGGGACCGUGGAGCGCACCGGCGACACGGGGAUGCUGCCGGCCAACUACGUGGAGGCCAUCUGAGCCCGCCGCGCCGCCCCGCCCCAUCGUCCAGUGCAUUCCACGGCAUCGCAUCGUCCGGGCCGGACUGCCCGUCAGUGUCUGUUUUUUUAAGUCCGCGACAGCUUCUUUCUGCCCACCCUCCUCCUGCUUCUGCCAAGCGAAGCCUUGUUCUGCCGCUCCUGCGGGCUCCUUCCUCUGGCAGGUUUUCUCCUUGACCAACCUCUUGGUUUUCUCUCUGAAUGGAACAGGUGUGGGCCUCUCUGGGGGAGGGCUGGUCUGGAAUGGGGGACCCAUCAACUCCCAGGUCUCUGUCCUCUCUCUCGCCCACCCCUCAGACUUUCCCGCUGCCCUUCUCACACACUCAAACAUUCCAGGGCUGGUGAGCCCAGGCCCCCUGAGCCCCAGGGGGAGGGGCUUCCUACACUCCCACAGGGAUGGGGAGCAGGUGGGGGCGGCCUUUGUGUAGGGACCAGCGAGAGGGGCUUUGCCUCUGCUUCUCAAAGACGGGCCGCUGGGCCUCCCCACCCGCGCCUCUCUCCAGGACAACAGCGGAGGUGAAUUCUCGCCUCGGGAUGCAUUCAUCUCUCCCCGCACGUGUUCCUUCUCACACUGUGAUUCUGCUCUCCUGCCCGUGCAGGCCUCGUGUGGACAAGGAGCUCCCCGGGAAGCUCAGCUCGGGUUGUUCUUGCCUUUCUGACUGGGAGGGACAGCUGCAGGAAGGAGGGGGACAGGGUAUUCUCUCCGCCGCCCUUUUUCCUGAGUCCCACCUCCGGUCUCCAGGACCCCUGGCUUGGAGCUGCAGUCCUGAAAGGUGGGGCCAGGAAAGGAGCCUCCCAGUCUAUGCCAGCCCAGAGCCCCGAGAUCUGGGUCGGGUGGGCCACUCUCCCCUGCUCCUCACUGGAAGGCAAAGGGCCUGCCCAGGACCCUCCCCAGGAUGUGUGUGCGGGGGAAGGCGAGGUGGUGAGCUGGCGCAUGCCCUCCUGCAGGAGACCUGCCUUCCCCUGGAGUUUUUCUGAAAACCCAGUGAGAGGAAAGGGCCCUGGGGAGAGAAGUUAACUUAUGUUUUCUUUGGAGUGAAAAUUCCUCCUCUUCCUCUGUCCCCCUAACAGAGGACGCCCACCUUUCCAUGUGCAAGGGGAUGUUGGGGCCUUGGCUUACGGUGUUGGGGGAGGCUCUGUGGCCCCAGGCAUGUUCUCUUCCCCAUCUCUGUCCCCUGGGCUGCAGAAUAGGGGGCCAGAGGGCCCUGUUCACCCAUACUGUGGGUGUCUCACUCCAGGGCCUCUCCCCCUAAAGCCCCCUAGAUGCAGAAGGAGAGCUUCCCAGGCCUAUAAAACUGGAAGCACAGACCCCGGAUGAGGAAGGGAAUGAUGGUGCUAUCUCCAAGUCCCUUGCUCACUCUCUGGUGGCUGUGACCCUCCUUGCCGGGCUGUCUUCAUCUCUGGGCUUUCUUGUCCCCCCUCACCCUGCUCUCAUUUUCACUGAGUCCAACCAGGCCCCCAGCCUACUUUACAUCCUGUGUCCUGCAGGGAGGGCGGGGGCUGAUGGUGCUGGCAUAGUCACAGUGUCCUGGGGGUGUUUUUACCAACUGCUUUUGAGUUUACUUGGGGACACAUCCCAAAUCAGAAGACCGAGGAAAUGACUGGAGGAGCCCCUGUCCCCCCAGUAUGUCUGCAUGGGUAGUGCAGACAUACUGGGCAAUGAGGGGGCAGGGAGGGAGCUGGUCUAUUCCUUUUCCUUUGAUCUCAAAGCACAACACAGAUUCUGGGACCAAAGGUCAGAGACACAUCCAGCUGAGGGCCUGCAGGGGAGGGUGUAAGGGCAGAGGGAGGGCCAAACAGCAGCCUGUUUUCUUUCGACUUCAUCUUUGAAAACAAGGCAAGCGGACCACUGGAAUCUUGCUACCAGCCCCUUACUCCUCCCAUCCUAAAAAUAGGGGAACUUUUCUGGUAAUCCCCAGAGAGAAGAGGGACUGUCACACUGGUGCUGAGGGACCCAGGGGCUGCUGGGAGUCCUUGUUCCUUUCCACAGUCAUCCAUCCCUAGAAGAGCACAGAACGCGGGCUGGGCCGAACCCCAGCCUCUCCUUAUAGUUCACGGUUUAUUCCCAGGAAAGGAGAGGAGUCAAAGCUAGACUGUGAAUAUAACUUUAGUGGAACAAUAAUAAAAGGCAAGAAGCCCAAUGGUGAGAAAAGUGAAUUCUCUCAACACUGCUUCCUGUUUUCUUCCUCAUGUCCCUCCAGGGAAAACUUGGUUGCUUAAUUUCUGCCUUUUUUCCCUCACAUAUGCACUUUUGGGCCCCCUCCUUUCUUUUUACUAGCUGGAAAAAAAAAAAAACCACCCCACAAACCUGUAUUUAAAAAGAAACAAAUAACCAUGUGCGAUUUGUGUCCAAACAUUUCAUCGUGUGUGAAGCCGUCCUUUCAUCUUUCUACUUGGGGUGGUUGUCCUUUCUUGAUCUGUUUUGGUCCCCUCCCUCGUGGGCCUGUGCUUGGGAAUCAAACCUUUCUGGAUUAGGAUUCCGAACAUUUGACUUGGACCACAAGUGAAUCUUUCUCCUGGUGACUCAAAUAAAAGUAUAAUUUUUACCUGCGGACUUGGUUUUCUCCCUGGCUUUG
This is a messenger RNA of Talpa occidentalis (Iberian mole), 3460 nucleotides long. It is a transcript of the gene LASP1, whose product is annotated as LIM and SH3 protein 1. Gene Ontology annotation, molecular function: actin filament binding. The transcript has 7 exons. The record is from RefSeq and is a predicted model, not a curated record. Bases 82 to 867 code for a protein of 261 amino acids. Gene Ontology annotation, cellular component: focal adhesion. Lineage: Eukaryota; Metazoa; Chordata; Mammalia; Eulipotyphla; Talpidae.